AUGGCACUAGAACAGCAACAGAAGAAGGAACAGCAACAGAACAAGCAGCGAAGGGGGGACGCAGCAACAACAGAUGCAACAAUAGAAGCAGUAACAAAAGAAUACGUAUCAGCAAGAAAAGCAGGAGACGCAGGAACAGCAAAAGGAGGAGCUUCAAAUGGAGCAGCAGUAACAGAAGAAGCAGUGACAGAAGAAGCAAAAACAGAAGAAGCAGCAACAACAGAAGAAGCAGUAACAGAAGAAGCAGAAACAGAAGAAGCAGCAACAACAGAAGCAGCAGUAACAAAAGAAGCAGAAACAGAAGAAGCAGCAACAAAAGAAGUAGCAGCAACAGAAGAAGCUGAAAAACAGAAGCAGAAGCACCAGAAGAAGCAGCAACAGAAGCAUCAAAGAAGCAGCAACAGAAGCAGCAACAGAAGCAUCAGUAACACACAUAAGCAGCAACAACAGAAGCAGCAACAACAGCAGGACCUACAACAGAAGCAUCAACAGAAGCAGCAGCAACAGAAGAAGCAGCAACAAGAGAAGCAGCAGCAAUAG
This is a messenger RNA of Homarus americanus (American lobster), 540 nucleotides long. Its product is annotated as UPF0746 protein DDB_G0281095-like. The record is from RefSeq and is a predicted model, not a curated record. Bases 1 to 540 code for a protein of 179 amino acids. The transcript has 2 exons. NCBI's taxonomy places the organism in Eukaryota, Metazoa, Arthropoda, Malacostraca, Decapoda, Nephropidae.